Aphidius gifuensis is the source of this 3271-nucleotide messenger RNA. It is a transcript of the gene Cad96Cb, whose product is annotated as protocadherin Fat 4. NCBI's taxonomy places the organism in Eukaryota, Metazoa, Arthropoda, Insecta, Hymenoptera, Braconidae. Gene Ontology annotation, biological process: homophilic cell-cell adhesion. The record is from RefSeq and is a predicted model, not a curated record. Gene Ontology annotation, cellular component: plasma membrane. Gene Ontology annotation, molecular function: calcium ion binding. Bases 246 to 2612 code for a protein of 788 amino acids. The transcript has 17 exons.
UUUUUCAUUAAUCAAUUUACAUUAUGUUUAUUUUGUUUUUUGUUUAAUCAUUAUUUUUGUUUGUGAAAUAUAAUUUAUUUAUAAUAAAAAAUACACCGGUAUUUAUUAAACAGUUGAAGAAUUAUCUUGUUGUGGUAAACAGAGCAUUUCGAUAGCUGAAUAAUAAAUUUAUAAAUUAAUAAUAAUUAAUUAAUUUAGAUGUUCAAAGAAAUGUGUCACAGGACGAAUAAUUAUUUUCGACUGAUAUGGAAAAAAUAAUGUUGAUAAAAAUAUUAUUAAUUUUAUUUUAUUUACAAUAUAAUAAUGGACAACUCAUUAGAGACACAAGAUGUUUUUUGGAACAUGGUGCAACGGCGUCACACCUGUUUGUCAGUGAGGAUAAAAAUAUUGGUGAUAUCAUUGGGAUUAUUGGUGUUCUUGGUGAUCCAAGUGUUGAUGGUGAUAUAGAAUUACGUUUACAAGAACAUGAUAGCCCAGUAACAAUAUUACCUCAUUCACGUAAUUUAACAUUAGUUAAAAAAAUUGACAAAGAAGGCAUUGAUGGACCAGCAAGUGUAUUUAUUAAUAUUAUAUGUGAAAGACGUCAUACAUUGGAUCCGGGAUUUGUGAUACCAGUUAAUAUUCGAAUUACUGAUGCCAAUGAUAAUGCACCCCAAUUUGUUAAUGCACCCUACAUUUUAAAUAUUUCCGAGGUAACAGUGGUAGGUACAAGGGUUUUGCAAGGUGUUAGAGCAAUUGAUGCUGAUCAACCAGGUCCUUACUCAACAGUGCAAUAUGCUGUACUUCCUGGUCCACAUUCAGAUUAUUUUGUAUUUAUAAAUGCACUGGAAGGAACAUUAGUAUUAAAAAAACCUCUGGAUUAUGAAACUUUAAAAAAUUUUACAGUGAAUAUACGUGCACAGGAUCAAGGUAAUCCACCACAAUCAUCUGUUACAACAUUGUCAGUAAAUGUCAUUGAUGCUGAUGAUCAAAAUCCAACAUUUUUACAUGAUCAAUACAGAAUUAUUAUUUCUGAUAAAAAUAUGUUGAGAGUUGAGCCAGAACCCAUUGAAGCGAGAGAUCAAGACGUGGGAAUAAAUGCACCUAUUAAAUAUACCAUUCAAGGAGGUAUUCUUUCUUUUCUUAAUCUCAAUUCUGAAACUGCUGAAAUAACGCUUUUACACCCAUUAAUGGAACAUGAAUUAUCUACACCAAUAACAAUGGUUAUAAAGGCAACACAAAUUGAUAAUCAAGAUCGAUACAGUCUUGCAACUGUUAUUGUUACAAGAGGAAAUUAUCAUGACAUGAGCUCAAGUUAUACAAAUGGAGUGUUACCAGUUAAAUUUGUAUUGAAAGAAUUCAUCACAAGUGUUGCUGAAAAUACACCAGCUGGUACUAUUGUUUUAAGAAUUGGUGUUAAUAAAAUAGAUCCAAAAUUAAAAUUUUGGCUAGAAGGUUUAUCUGAAGAAUUAGAAAAAUUUUCUAUAACUCAUACUGGAGAACUUGUUCUUAAACAAACAUUGGAUUAUGAAAAAAAAAUUCAACAUAGUUUUUUCGUUCAUACAACUGAUGGAUUAAAUAAUGAUACUGCACGUGUUAAUGUAUCAGUUGAAGAUAUUAAUGAAUGGGAUCCAAGAUUUCGACAUCCAAGAUAUGAAUUUCAUGCUCGAACACUUCGUGUUGGUUCAAUUGUUGGAAGACUUGAAGCAGCUGAUGGUGAUCGAGGUGAUCGAGUGUCAUUGUCACUUCGUGGACCCGAUGCAAGAAUGUUUGAAAUUCGUGACAAUGGUGAACUGAUUCUCACUUCAACAGGCCCAUUUAAUAAUUCACUAGCUCGACUUGUUGCUGUUGCUUCAGAUACUGGUAAACCACCUCGUACAAGUAUGAUACCAUUAAUUGUUCACAUUCCAAGUGGUUUACAAUCCCCACCACUUGCUGCUCGUGCUGCUCCAGUUUGGCUCAAUGGAAGUAUUCUUUUAGUUGCUGUUUUUGGUGUUGUACUUGGUCUACUUGGUGUUGUUAUAUUAAUUCUUAUUCUUUAUAUUUACAAACAAAAACGUCCAAAACAUAGUGGUUCAAUAAAUUCAAUUGGUAGUGGUUAUCGAGGUAAAUCACCUGUUCCAUCAGCUUUAAGUUCAAGUCCACAAAUACUUGGUGCCAGUGUAAUAAGUGAUGAACCACCAAAAUCAACAUCUAGAAAAUCUCGUGUAUCAAAUCCUGUUUUUGGUGAAGACAAUAUAAAUCCAUAUAAUACUGGUACAAAUGAAACUACAGAGACAUCAAGACCAACUGGAAUUAUUCCAACUUUUAAUAGAAGAAAAGUUGCUCCAUUACCAAGUACACCAUCUCUAUCAGCAACAUCAAAUAUUCCAAAUAUCGGUGGAUUAGUUCAGAACAUGAAUGACUUGAGUGCUCGAAUGAAUCUUGAUACAGUAUCACAAAAUUCAUCAAGCUUUUCAGUUGAUCCACCUGACUCAUUAAUUAAUCCAGUUUGGCCAACUGGUAAUUCUCAACAUGUUAAAAAAUUAUCAUGGAAUGAAGAUAGCAGAACUGGAGAAAGUAUUGUUGAUGCAGCUGGUGCUGGAAAUAGUCAUCAAGGUCCAGAAAAAUUAAACCUUACAGUAUACUUUUGAUUUGUAAUUAGAAUUUGUUUGUUUUUUUUUUUUUUUUCUAUAUAUUUUUCAUAAUUUAUAUGAAAUAAAUAGCCAUAAAUUUUUAAUAUUGAACAGUAAAUAUAUUUGAUGAAGAAAAGUUCAGCUGGACUGAUUAAAUAUUUAAUUUCGUUGGCUAUUUGGAACGCAUGCUCCUUCAACUUCUUGAUAACCAUCACAACAUUCUGCAAUUCGAAUUUCUUUUUCUACAAUCUGAAAUUAUUUAUGAAUUUUUAAUAAAUUUUUUUAUUUAUUAAUAAAUAACAGUUGAACAUACCGGUUGAAUAAUUUUCGUUCUGUUGACAUUUGCACUCUCAAUUUUUGGUUCACGUACAAAUUUUUUUACUAUGCGAUCACAGACAUUUGGCCCUUUGAGUUUUGACACAGUAAAAUUAAUCAACAUUGCGACAAUUAAAUAAAUGAUAAAUUUUCUUACGAAUGACAUCUUUUUUUUUUUUUUUUUGUUUUUAGUAAUUCAGAUUUCAACGAGUGUGUAUUGUCAUCAACGUUUGUACUAUUAAUAAAUUAAUUAUGUAUUUUUAUUAGUCGUAGAAAAAAUAAGGUGAUCUGAAUUAAUGUCAUUGGACUUGAAAGUUUAUUUUUAGAAACAAAUUAAGUAUAUCAAUUUUAAAUAUCCAAUC